This is a messenger RNA of Apiotrichum porosum, 2760 nucleotides long. RefSeq lists its product as uncharacterized. The record is from RefSeq and is a predicted model, not a curated record. The coding region runs from base 1 to 2760 and encodes 919 amino acids. NCBI's taxonomy places the organism in Eukaryota, Fungi, Basidiomycota, Tremellomycetes, Trichosporonales, Trichosporonaceae. The transcript is spliced from 3 exons.
AUGCUUUCUCUUCUUCUGUUACUGCCCGCGCUCGUUGCCGCGGCGCCUGCACCGCGACUCCAUGCGGCUCGCACCCUUCUGUCUGGUCGCUCGAUCCAGGAGAACGAGCUUGUCUCGCGUGCCGAUGCUUCCAUCCCGCCCGAGUACCUCCUCAAGGCAGCUCUUGGGAGCCUAAGCGGCAACGAGCUUUUGACCUCGGUCACAUUCGCGACUUCGUCCAAUUCCAAGACGGCCGGCACCCUUGUCGCUGGUACGGCGGGCCAGAAGCUCGGCCUCACCGAUUCCGACUCGUUUUCUCUCCUGAACGGUACCAGCUUUGCCAACUACAGUCUCCCCCAUGUCGACGGCGCGACUGAGGUGUGCACCUACUUCUUCCUUCAGAACGGCGAGGUCGAGGUCCAUGUUCCCGUCCUGGAGCGCGAGAGUUUUGAGCUCACGACUUUCCUCGCGACCGUCAAAAUCUCGUUCUCGGAUAUGCUGGCUAUGACCUGCUUCUUCAUUCAUGAUCUAGACAUCCAGACGUCAGGCUCCCCCGUCGUCACCGGUGGUUCGGACCUCACUUCCUCUGCGGCUGCUCCUCAAUCCUCAAGUAACUCGCACUGGUCGGCCAGUGCUGCAUCUUCGACUUCGCGUGCCUCCCUUUCUCAUUCGUCUGCCCAGGGGUCCCCUUCGACCACCGCCUCGUCCUCGAGCCGCGGCCACAGCACCUCAUAUUCUUCGACAACCACCGGCGGUCACGCGAUCUCCACUGUUCCUAGCACCUCGGUACCACUCCCGUCGACCUCUGCUGACCUUUCGCCGGCGUCGUCGUCGUCAGACGCUCCGGGGUCGGUUACGGCCUCAUCGUGGGAGUCCGUCACCUCCGCUUCCACUUCAGAGGCGCCGAACUAUUCAACAGCCUCUGGGUCUGUCUCUCUCACCUCUGCUUCCGCCUCCCCCUCGGAGACCAUCUCUUCCUCAGCUUCUACUUUCACCGAUGCGCCCACGUCCAAUGAUUCCACUGCUCCGUCGUCGUCAACCACAUCGACGGGUCCCACGGAGUCCGGCACGGCCAACGAUUCUGCUACCUCGUCGUCCAGAAGCACGUCCACCGAGUCCACCGAGUCCACCACACCCACUGGUCCUGUUACUCCGUCGUCUUCGAGCACUGCGACGGAGCCCACAGAGUCCACCACACCCACUGGUUCUGUUGCUCCCACAUCUUCAACCACUCCGGCAGAGUCCACAGAGUCCACCACACCCACUGGUUCUGUUGCCCCCACAUCUUCAACCACUCCGACGGAGUCCACAGAGUCCGCCACACCCACUGAAUCUGCUACGUCCACGAUAUCCAGCAGUGCUCCUAACAGCACAAUUCCGACGCUCACGGAGCCCCUCGCAGCUUACCAGACGAACACCACUUUCAACGGCCAGACCUUUAUCAGCAAGGGUCUUGUUGGCUUUGGUGCCAUUGCUGGAGAUGCCGUUGACUCGCAGGGUGAGACCAUUGGUGGUAUCGGCUCUGCCAUCCGCCUCGAGUCGCUCACCCGCGUCAACUCCACCACAUACACUGGCCGCAUGAUUGUGCAGCCCGAUCGUGGAUGGAACAGGGUCUCCACUGUCAACUACAUUGCUCGCCAGCAUGCCAUCGACUUCACCCUCACGCCUUACUACAACUCGACCAACCUCGAGUAUCAGGCAGCCAAGUCGUCAUUCGACCUCACGUACGCCUCCACCGUGCUGUACAAGGAAUCGGAUGGUACCGACACAACGGGCCUCGACUCCCUUACCUACCGCAAUGGCUCAGUGCCAAUCCCCAUUCCAUCGGUCGACUUUGACCGGAUUUCCACAGAUGCCGAGGGUCUCGUUAUCAACCCAGACGGCAGCUUCUGGAUGUCGGACGAGUACGGGCCUUACAUUUACAAGUAUUCGGCCGACGGUGUCCUCGUUACUGUAAUUGAACCUCCCGCGGCGUUCCUUCCACGCCUCAACGGCUCGCUCUACUUCUCCGCCAACUCGGACACUGCACCCACCGAGGGUCGUUCUCAGAACCAGGGCUUUGAGGGUCUCACCUCCAAUGCCGCUGGCACCAAGCUCUAUGCGCUCCUCCAGAGCAGUCUGCUACAGGACGCUCCCGCCAGCGACGAUGGCCGGUACACCCGUCUGCUUGCCUACGAUGUUUCGGGAGACCAGCCCGUUCUGGAGCAUGCCUACGUCGUUGAGCUGCCUGUUACCAACGGCAAAUCUAAGACCCUCGGCCAGAGCGAGUUCCACUACAUCUCAGAUGACACCUUUGUUGUCCUCGCUCGUGACGGCAAGGGCGGUGGCAGUGACACUGCCGAGGCCAAGAACAAGCGCUUCUACCUCUUCACCACAUCUGAAGCCACGGACAUUGCCGGCACAACGUAUACCGACGACUACACCCCCGUUGCUCCCGACAACGUGCUCUCCUCGAACCUCACUGCCGCGAGCGUCACCCCCUGGGUCGACAUCCUCGACGACACUCAACUGGCCCGUUUUGGCCUGUACAACGGCGACACCAACUCGACCUUUAGCGUCUCGAUGAUCAACACCAAAUGGGAGUCGAUUGCGUUUGCCUCGUGCCAGGACCCAGACUAUCCCGACGACUACUUCCUCUUCUCGUUUAGCGACAAUGAUUUCAUCACCCUCAGCGGCGAGAUGGCAGGUAGUGCCUACAGCGACGACGAGGCGGGUUACACGCUCGACAACCAAGCGCUCGUCUGGCGUGUUACCGUGCCAUACUCUCUCCAGGACGCUUAG